GUGGCGGCGGCGGAGCGCUCCCCCCUCCCCCCGCCGAGAAGCCCCAAACCAAAACAAAAACAAACCGCCCCCCGUACCCCUCCGCCCGCCGCCCCCGCCGAGCCCCGGACAUGGCGGCGCCGGGAGGGGGCUCCGCCAGCCGCGGGUGCUGAUCGGGCCGCUGCGUCCCCCUGUCCGCUCGUCCCUCCCCGCCCAUGGGCGAGACAUGGACUACGAGUUCAAGUCGAAGCUGGCGGCCGAGCGCGAGCGGGUGGAGGACCUGUUCGAGUACGAGGGAUGCAAGGUGGGCAGAGGCACCUACGGGCACGUCUACAAGGCCCGCCGCAAGGACGGAAAAGAUGAAAAGGAGUAUGCACUGAAGCAAAUUGAAGGUACAGGGAUUUCCAUGUCGGCCUGUAGAGAGAUUGCACUUUUACGGGAGUUGAAGCACCCAAACGUGAUUGCAUUGCAGAAAGUUUUCCUUUCUCACAGUGACAGAAAGGUUUGGCUGCUGUUUGAUUAUGCUGAGCAUGAUUUGUGGCAUAUUAUCAAGUUUCACCGUGCCUCAAAAGCAAACAAAAAGCCCAUGCAGCUGCCAAGAUCCAUGGUUAAAUCCCUACUCUACCAGAUCCUCGAUGGAAUCCAUUACCUCCAUGCAAACUGGGUGCUUCACAGGGAUCUGAAACCAGCAAACAUUCUGGUAAUGGGUGAAGGUCCUGAAAGAGGAAGAGUUAAAAUAGCUGAUAUGGGUUUUGCAAGAUUGUUUAACUCGCCUUUGAAGCCAUUGGCAGACUUGGAUCCAGUUGUGGUGACAUUCUGGUACAGAGCUCCAGAGCUGUUACUUGGGGCCAGACAUUACACAAAAGCCAUUGAUAUUUGGGCAAUUGGCUGCAUAUUUGCUGAACUGUUGACUUCAGAACCUAUAUUUCACUGUCGCCAGGAGGACAUCAAAACAAGUAAUCCUUUUCAUCAUGAUCAACUAGACCGCAUUUUCAGUGUAAUGGGAUUCCCUGCAGAUAAAGACUGGGAAGACAUAAGGAAGAUGCCAGAAUAUCCAACUCUUCAGAAAGAUUUUAGGAGAACAACAUAUGCCAAUAGUAGCCUCAUAAAAUACAUGGAGAAACACAAAGUCAAGCCUGACAGCAAAGUUUUUCUUUUGCUUCAGAAGCUUCUUACUAUGGACCCUACAAAGAGAAUUACCUCAGAGCAGGCUUUGCAGGACCCCUACUUUCAAGAGGAUCCUCUGCCUACAUCAGAUGUGUUUGCUGGCUGUCAGAUUCCAUAUCCUAAAAGAGAAUUCCUCAAUGAAGAUGAACCUGAAGAGAAAGGGGAUAAGAAUCAACAGCAGCAGAAUCAGCAUCAGCAGCAAACAGCACCUCAGCAGCAGCCGCAGGCAGCGCCGCAGCAGCCGCAGCCGCAGCAGCAGAACAGCACCCAGACCAACGGGACGGCCGGGGGCGCUGGCGCGGGCGGAGGGGGCGCGGGCGCGGGGCUCCAGCACAGCCAGGACUCCAGCCUCAACCAGGUGCCUCCGAACAAGAAACCACGCAUAGGGCCUUCAGGCGCUAACUCAGGCGGGCCUGUCAUGCCUUCAGAUUAUCAGCACUCCAGCUCACGCCUGAGUUACCAAAGCAACAUUCAGGGAUCUUCUCAGUCCCAGAGUACAAUGGGCUAUUCCACGUCGUCUCAGCAGAGCUCUCAGUAUCACCAAUCUCAUCAGUCUCACAGGUACUGAGAGGCCUGACAGGCUGCACUCAGAAAGGAAUGGACUAAAAGCCAGAAGACUCCAGCAAUAUGAAGUUUAUAAUGAUGAGAAGACCAAAAAUACAAACUAUAAUGCAGAAUUAAAAUUCAUGAUGACAAAAGGAAAACUUCACUCACUGAAGACUUCCCUCACCCUAUCCCUUUACUGCCAUAAAGGAGAUUCUUGCGAAGUUUUCCUUCCUCCCUGCCCUUGCAUGUGCUCCAUUGUGGUUACUCUAAUGAACCCUUCUGAUCUGAACCCAGCACUUAAUUUCUUUAACCUUUGGAAUUUUGAAGGAUUCCUGGUGCACCUUCCUUAUGCUGUAGUGAUUGCCAUAAAUCUGUCUUUUCAAUCUCUUUAAUGGGAUUUUAAAGUUUGAAAAUCUUGAACUCCCAGGCUUUCAAGCUUGUAUAUAGUUAGUUUUAUACUAGGCAAACCAGUUUAGCUAUACAGGUAUAUUGCACCUUUUUAAAGCACUAUGUUAUUUUCACAGGAUAUUACUGUUUUGCUCAUGGAUGUCAAGAACAGCAAAAUUUUACUGUUCCAGAGUAUUUUACUAUUCUGUUUUUAUUAGUCUAGUUUUCAGGCAAAGUUAAAAAUAAAAAAUUUAAAAAAUGAAUAAAAUGAAAAAAGGAAAAAAGAAAAAAACCACCCAAGUCUCUGCAGCGACAAAUAUGCUUCAUGCUACUGGACUGAACGUCAAACAGAAGAUUGCUGGUAUUUCUUAACUCAUUCACAUUGAAUUCUUGAAAUCACAGUGAUCAUGCUCUGACUAGUUUUAAAUUAAGCAUUAUUUUAAAUGAAACCAGGACAGUCACAUAAAAUGGAGAUGCUUUCAGGAUCCGUUAGAACAGAAGAAUGGAAUGUCUUCCCAGGCUGGACACCAAAAUAGUCAGGAAAAUGUAUUUACUGCCCUCGAGUCUCAGUAGGAAUGUGGAUGAUGGGCUUGUUUUUUCUUUUAAGCAGCUGAUUAAUGUAUGUGAGAGUUCUAGAAAUUUAGCUUUCUUUCGUAUUCCUGAGUCAGUUCUCAAAAUUUAAAGGUGACAGAAAUACUAAGACUUGCUAAAACAAAUGCAUUUAAUCAUUUUAUGUUAGAAUUAAUAAUUAAGAGAAAUUAUUGUGCAGUUUGAAAAGCAUGUUGAAAACUGUUCCUUUUUCAUGUUUAUAGUGCAUAUUGUAUGUCCCUCACAUUGCUGUGAUUAACCAGAUUAGUUACACCAGAUGCGCUUGAUUGCACUGAAAUGUUUCUUUUUCCCUAGAGCAAACAUGUUUUGAUUGUACCUAAGGGACUGCAAGUGGAUGGGUAGCUGGCAGAAAAUCCCCAGUAAUUAAACAGGAGUUCAGAAGCAUAAUCAGGGGAUUAUUGUCCAACUUCUGGAACCACAGUUAUUCAGAGAGACACAACAUGUAAUUUGGGACAGCUUCACUUUUCCUUCAGCCUUCAGAAAUAAGGCUGAUUGUAGUUGCAGAAAACCUGGGAAAAUGCAUUUAAAAAGCUACUGGCAGUGUAACACCAGUGAGCUUCUACAGCUGAUGUCUGGAGAAGAGGUAAACUGAGAGAAGUUUGCAUAAAUGGUUAACAUUAUAGGUUUUUAUGCUGCACUGUGUUCUCUUCUGUGUCCUGUGUCAGAGGGUGGUUGGGCACUGGAACAGACUCCCCAGGGAAGUGGUCACAGCACUAAGCCUGACAGAGUUCAAGAAGUUGGGCACAUGGUGUGACUCUUGGGGAUGGUCCUGUGCAGGGCUGAGUUGGACUUGAUGACCUGUGUGGGUCCCUUCCAAUUUGGCAUAUUCUGUGAUUCUGUGAGUAAAUCUGUUUGCUCUGAGGAGAAUGUUUUUCAUCACAGCUAGUCACAUACAAGUUUCUACUGGGUUUCAUCUCUCAAUCACCUUUUAGUGCCCCCUUCCUCCUCAAACUCAAUGCUCUUUUCAUACCUUUUGUGAGCAGUUGGCUUGUUUUGGCUAUACCUACCAUCACGUGGUUUUGACAACACCCAGCUGCCCUGAAAAAGCAACUAAAACCUGCUUUUGUCAUCAAAUGGCUAAGAAGGUGGUGAAAAAUGAAAUGAAGCAAUUGAAAGGAAAACCUUAUUUCUGGGGGAAAAUAAUCUCCCAAAGGGUACUUUCAAUGUGUAACCCUUGAAAUGCUCUGUUUUAUACAUGCCCUAGUAGCAUGUUUGUAAGAACAGAUUUUAGUUGUUCCUUUAUUUCAUUGAGCCUGAGAGGUUGCUUUCUUUCCAUCUCACCUCUUACUGAUGUUAAUAUGAGGUACUUUUGAGCUAAUGGUUUUUUGGCCAAUGCCAUAAAGUAACAUUUGACUUGAAUGUCACAUUUAUGGAAAUUAACCUUUGGCAGGGUAAGUUUUGUCCUCUCCUGUUCUUUUCGUCUUUCUCUUAUCUCAGAAUUAUUUUGUCUUUUCUGCUGCAGUUGUGUAACAUUUCUGUUCCCUACUGUGACCUGCAGGUGGUCAUCAAAAUUUAUACAAGUGGCAGGGAACUGUAUGGUUAAUUAAGGUGGGCUCUUGUGCCAGUAAGGCAAAAUCAUGGUGUAGAUUAAUCUGUAUGUAGAGUGUGAAACUUCACAGCAAUGUAAGGUGCUUUAAUUGAGUGAGCUUCCAGCUUCUAGAGUGACUGCCACGACCCCUCUCUAAGCUGCGCUGGUGUUUCUGCCUUGGUUAGGUCUGGUAGAUGACCGCGUGCCGCUCCUCUCUAGCUUUUGUGCGCACACAUGAAGCCGAGCUGACUUCCUCCAUUCCUUCAAACUCACCACUGGGAGGAGAGUGAAUAAAAGCAAAAGAGCUGGCUGCAAAACAUAGGCUCUGCACACUCUUGUAGUUCCUUCCUGGUGGUGAAAUAGUUCUCUUUUUUCUUGGGAGCUUGAUGCAUGCUGCCGGGGUCAGUGGCUGUCAUAGCGGAAGAAGCGUUGCUGUCUAGGGGUCAUCCCGUGAGGUAAAAACAUUCCGCUUUCAGAAGUGAAUCGUGCAGUUUGUCAUGGGAAACCAGGACCAUGUCAUUUUUGUUAUUUUUUGCCUGUGCAGCUUCGUUAUUACUCAUAGCUCUGUCUCUGCCCGUAACCUUUAGACCCUCACCAAAGUGUUUCACACCUGCACCGAGAGAUGCAGGUGACGCGGGCAGCCAGCCGUCUUCUCCAUUCUGGUGGGAGAGCAGGCUGCUGGGUACAGCUUUUCCCAUCGUGGCUCAGAGGAAACAAACACGUGGGGAAUGAAUAGGAUGAGCAGCCUGAUCCGUGUUGGUGAAGUUUAUGUAGCACAAACUGCACAAUGAAGGAGAAAUGUAGGGAAAGCUGCGAGUCCUGCACUGUAUCUGUGACACUGUAUCUGGGGAGGGGGAGGGAAGAGCAUUCAUAGCGGGAGGGGUGGCGGGAAGCUAGAAGUGUUCAAAUAUGUAUAAUAUUUUAUAUAAACAUAAUAAGCUUAGUUCCCCUUCAUAAUCUUCAGGAAUGGUACUUUAACACCAUUAAGCAAAGAAUUGUUUUAGGAUUAAAUAAAUGUAUUGUACAUAAGGCCAUACGUAAUCUUCUAAAAAUGUCGCCGGACAGGAGCGAUGUGUAUUACUAUAUGAAAAAAGUCCUUAAUGCACUGUUAUCUCCUAAAUAUUUAGUAGUAAAUUAAUGCUAUUUAAUUUUUUUAAAAAUUUGUCUUGUGUAGACACUAAAAAGUAUUACACAAAAUCUGGACAGAACAUGUCCUUUUUAACAGCAAUUUAAAGAACUUUUUAUAUAUGUAAGGUAGUAACUUUUCAAAUUGUUCUAGUUGUAUAUUCCCAUGUUUACUAUUUGUGAAAGUGUGCCUGUCUCUAUUCAGUUAUUUUUUUUUUCUAAUAAUUUCAUGCACACAUCUUUCAUUUUUGUAGUUUCCAUUGGAAAUUAUUGUGUAUGCGCCUCAUGCUGCCACAAAACUUUGCCACUCUAGAUCUGUGGUGGCCACAUUCAGCAGUGCCCAUGCCAGUGGGCUAGCAAAACCACAAAGCAAAAUACUUGUUUCUCAUUCUAGAGUUGGGAGUUUACUGCUUUUAAGUUGUCCUGAUGUCACUCUUGAAAUGACUGUUAAAACUAAGCUAUGAGUUCAUUGCAUUUAUUUUAUAUUCUUGGUUGUAAUGAAAUGGAAUUGACUUUGCUUCAGUGUGAAUUUUUUUAAUAAAAUAAUAUACAUUUGUAAUAAUAAUAAAAAGUUCAAAUCAAA
This is a messenger RNA of Myiozetetes cayanensis, 5924 nucleotides long. RefSeq names its product cyclin dependent kinase 19 (gene CDK19). NCBI's taxonomy places the organism in Eukaryota, Metazoa, Chordata, Aves, Passeriformes, Tyrannidae. Bases 206 to 1714 code for a protein of 502 amino acids. Gene Ontology annotation, cellular component: mediator complex; cytosol; nucleus. Gene Ontology annotation, biological process: protein phosphorylation. Gene Ontology annotation, molecular function: ATP binding; cyclin-dependent protein serine/threonine kinase activity; RNA polymerase II CTD heptapeptide repeat kinase activity. The transcript has 13 exons. The record is from RefSeq and is a predicted model, not a curated record.